Messenger RNA from Lachancea nothofagi CBS 11611, 1416 nucleotides. NCBI's taxonomy places the organism in Eukaryota, Fungi, Ascomycota, Saccharomycetes, Saccharomycetales, Saccharomycetaceae. The record is from the annotation of a GenBank genome assembly.
AUGCUGAAUGAGCAGCGCUUCGCAAGUAGAGUCGUCCCGCUUUUCAGUGGUUCCAACAAGAGGUUGCAAAGUGAAAGGGUGGUCAAUGGUCAGGCGAAUAACUCGGUUGAUUCAUCAAAUACCGAUGGGGCUGAGAAUGUUACGGAAGAUCUUACCGAAGGUCUAACCGAAAGUGAUAAUGCAACAAAUAUUUCUCCGCUUCAGGGAUAUCUAAUUGUGCUAUCAGGGUUUAUUGCAAACUUUAUCAUAUUCGGCAUCGCUUUCACAUUCGGUGUUUUCCAGGACUACUACCUCAGUCCUUCGGGGCCACUUUACGGCAAGCCUGUUUCUGCCGUCACUGCCAUUGGAUCUUUGGCCACUGGUACAACAUACUUAUUCACCAUUGCCAAUAGAUUAAUAACCCGGUACAUGUCAAUAAAAAACUCCAUGAUUCUCGGCUCAUUUGUGAUGUCGCUUGGACUCAUCUGUGCCUCUUUUGCACAGCAGACCUGGCAGUUUCUUUUGUCCCAAGGUGUAAUGUUUGGUGUUGGGGGCUCGAUGAUAUAUCUGUCACCAGUGACGCAUGCCCCUCCUUAUUUUUCUGCCCACAGAGGUAUUGCCAUGGGCUUACUAUUUUCUGGAACCGGUUUUGGCGGCUUGGCGCUAGCGCCCCUAACCAGAUACUUGAUAUCAAAAGUGGGGUGGCAGUGGGCUCUAAGAAUAUUUGGCUUCGUAUCUUUGAUUUGCAUAACUCCAACCAGCUUCCUGGUCCGACCACAUCCCACCUCACUGGCAUCGCAGCUGAGUCGGUUGCCUAAAGAGGGAAAUGUAAGUCUGAAAUUUGCCACAAGUAAAAUAUUCAUUUUGCAUAUGUUUGGAGCUGGACUACAGUCAGGCGGCUAUUUAAUUCCGGGCUUUUUCAUGUCUACUUACUCAAAAUCGUUGGGAUUCACCACUUCUCAGGGUACUAUGUUUAUCGGAGUUAAUAACGCAGUCAACGCAUGUUCUAAAGUGGCUGUAGGCUACUUUGCAGACAAAGUAGGACGCCUAAACAUGCUAGUGGUUUGCAGUUUCUUUAGUACUGUAACUGUUCUAGCUCUGUGGCUAGUGCCUACCCGCGGGACUUUCAUUUCUUUUGUGAUUCUCUAUGGGGUUGCAUCAGGCCCUAUGAUUUCACUAAUUCCUACAUGUAUGGUGGAGUUAUUUGGAGUUCAGAAUUACCAAGCGUCGUCAGGUUUCCUGUAUUUUAGUCGUGGUGUUGGUACUUUCUUAGGAUCACCUAUUGCUGGAACGCUCAUAAAAGGCAACCCCAAUUCAUGUGGCAGCUAUCGAAACGCCAUUUGCUAUAAUGGUAUUAUGUUCUUUGCUGACUUCAUUUGCUUGACCUACAUACGGUUGUUGGAAGCCUCAAAACACAAAUGGAAACUGAAACAAUGA